CACACUUACUUACUUCCGUUUUUCUUUUUCUCAAAACACAAACAGACGAAGAGAUUGUUGAAAGAAGCAUAAUUUGAUGAGGCUAUCCGAAUAGUUAUGGAGGUGACCAUUGUCUCUGAGGUAGACGUCUACAUCACUGUUAUAACUGGUGGUAAUGUUAAUUUAACCAAACAAAUUAUAAACGAUCCAUUUAGUAUAGACUCUGUUACAGCCUUUAGAGGACAGGAAAACUGUGAAAAGACCAAGCAAGUCAUUGAUAUAGCCGAACCAAGAUUUUAUGUAACAGCUUCCACUAAAUGCUUAUCAUCCAAUGAAGUCCUUAACUCAAGUCAUGUGACCAGAGAGGACCAAUCAUCUACUCAUUUAAAUGGUAAUCAGGCAGAAACUUCAGAUGAUGAAAAUGAAAAUGUUGAAUUUGUUGCUGAAGCAAUUGAUAUUACAGACCAAGAUUAUGAAAACAGUGAGCCCGAAAUUAAGAUACAUGUAGAAAGAGCAGAUCAAAUUAUCACACGUGCAAAAAGCUUACGUAAAAAAUCAGAAAAAGGUAGUGAUAUGAUGGCUACAAGUUCAAAUAAAAGAAAACCAUGCCCUUCGCGUUCACUAAAACAAACAAAAAAUUCAAGGAAAACCAAAUAUUGCAGUGCUAUUGAUUUACAGCCCAAUAUUAAUGAUGCCAACAUGUUCAUGGUGAGUGAGGCCCAAGAUGGGGAUUCAGGUAAUAAUGAUAAUCAGGAAAGGAAAGUUAACAAUGUGAAAAUUGAGUUGGUACAAGACGAAAACCUGAAAAUUGAAUGUGACAUUUGUAACAAAGUUUUUCCUAGUAAAAAGGAAUUGAGAUCACAUAAGAAAAUACACAAAGAAAGCUUUCCAUGUGAGAUCUGCGGAAAGGUUUUUCAAAGAAAUCAUACUCUGAAAAUUCAUCAAAAGAAAAGUAACAAUGGUAAGCAAAAUAAAUGUACAUACUGUGAUGAAACCUUCACUCAGUUAUGCAAAAUGCAUGUCCAUGAGAGGGUCCAUACAGGAGAAACACCAUACUCCUGUAACAUUUGUGGAGAAAAUUUUAGCCACAGUGGGGAAUGUCGUCUACACAUGCGAAAAAAUCACACAGGAGAACAACAGAAAAAUGUCAAAUAUUUUACAUGCCAAAUUUGCAAUGCGUCAUUCAAAAGGAGGGAUACAUUGAGAAUCCAUUACAAAAGGCAUAAUGGUGAGAAACCAUUUAAAUGCAGUUAUUGUGACAUGAGAUUCAUUUUAAAAUUUUCAAUGCAACAACAUGAAAAAAUUCAUACCAAUGAUGCGAAAGAAUUUAAAUGUGACAUUUGCGGUCAUGAGAUGCGAGCAAAAUAUGAAUUUCAGCAACAUUUACGUAGACACAAUGGUGAAAAAUCUCACAUUUGUGAAAUAUGUGGUCGGGGAUUCUUUGAGAAGAGAAAAUUAGAAAAUCAUGUCAAGUUACAUAGCAAUGAAAAAGCCUUUAUUUGUCAUUUGUGUGGAAAAGGUUUGAGUCAUUCUGGUGCUUUGGCAUCUCAUAUUAGAAAUCAUACAAAGGUCAAAGGUUAUACAUGUCAUAUUUGUAAUCGUGCCUUCUUGCAUCCAAUCAGGCUUGAGCGCCAUAUGAAGACACACACUGGAGACAAACCACACAAAUGUGACACAUGUGCAUUUCAAACAGCAGACGCAGGCACACUUAAAGUACACAAACGUCGACAUACAGGUGAAAAACCGUACACAUGUUUAGUGUGUCUGAAAUCAUUUCGUGCGCUGCGUAACCUGAAGAAACAUCAGUUAAUACACCGACCUAACAAGAUUGAUAGAAGGAGAAAAAACCCAGAUAAUGUUAAACCGACUACCUGUUUAAUUUGUCUGAAAAACUUCACCGUUCCUAAAAGCUUAAAACGCCAUCUUAAAAAUGUACAUGGCAAAAACAUAGAUGAAAAUGACAAUGGCCAUCUUGAAAAUGAACAAGGCAAAGAUAUAGGUCAAAACAGGAAAUUUGAGAAUGUUCAUCUUGAGAAUGUGCAAGGCAAUUGUAUGAAUCAAGUUGAGAAUGGCAAAGGUCUUGAUCAAAAUGAAAGUAUUCUAAAUCAUGUCAAUGUAACAAGAGCAACUAAAGAGGUGAUUAUUGAAGAAGGUGUUGAUUUUAACCAGGAUAACCAAAUAUUGGUGUAUUAUAUUUGAUAUUUAAGUUUUAUAAUAAUUGAAUAAUGUAAUUUGAGAAACUAUUUGGUGUGCAAUUAUGGUUGUGAUUUUGUCAUUUUAGGGUUAAAAAUUCAAAUGCAAUUUUAAAUUUUACUAUAUUGAGAAAAGAAUCCAGAUUAAUACUCAUGUUUAUAUAAAAAAAAUCAAAAUGCCAGUUUAUAUUACUGUAAACCAACUAAAGUUUGCGAGCAAAUUUAUUUUUGUGAGUAGAAAAAUAAUGCGAAAUUAAAUUGUCGCGAAAAAGACUAACUUGGAUCUUUCCCUAUCAAACUUCAUAAAGUAAAUAAGAAAAUCGCGAAAAUAAAUCGCCCCGAAGUUGACUAGCUGGGUAUAAACGUGAAAUAAAGUAUCUGCGAAAAUAAGUUGGUUUACAGUAUUGCGAUAAUAAUCCUGCGCAUAGCAUUUUUCGCAAUAACAA
Mytilus trossulus (common blue mussel) is the source of this 2617-nucleotide messenger RNA. RefSeq names its product zinc finger protein ZFP2-like. Gene Ontology annotation, biological process: regulation of transcription by RNA polymerase II. The coding region runs from base 97 to 2178 and encodes 693 amino acids. The transcript has 2 exons. Gene Ontology annotation, molecular function: DNA-binding transcription factor activity; RNA polymerase II cis-regulatory region sequence-specific DNA binding. The record is from RefSeq and is a predicted model, not a curated record. NCBI's taxonomy places the organism in Eukaryota, Metazoa, Mollusca, Bivalvia, Mytilida, Mytilidae.